Prinia subflava (tawny-flanked prinia) is the source of this 6020-nucleotide messenger RNA. RefSeq names its product ETS proto-oncogene 1, transcription factor (gene ETS1). Gene Ontology annotation, cellular component: nucleus. Gene Ontology annotation, molecular function: DNA-binding transcription factor activity, RNA polymerase II-specific; sequence-specific DNA binding. The record is from RefSeq and is a predicted model, not a curated record. Gene Ontology annotation, biological process: cell differentiation; regulation of transcription by RNA polymerase II. Bases 144 to 1583 code for a protein of 479 amino acids. Lineage: Eukaryota; Metazoa; Chordata; Aves; Passeriformes; Cisticolidae. The transcript has 10 exons.
CUCGAACACUAUGGUAUUUCCAUCCUCCCCGGCUCUGGCGCCGACAGCUCCAGGUAUCUGGGAGGAGAGCGGACACAAGUGCGGGAAGCCGUGGAGAAUAUAGAGGUUUUCCCCGGGUCCUUCAGCCGAGCCGCACCUCCACGAUGAUGAGUUAUUACAUGGACACGACCAUUGGCAAUGCAGCUCCCUAUCCUUUGGCUCGGCCUGGAAUUAUGAAGCACGGGGCGCCCGCGCCCUGCCAGGACCCCUGGGUGACGUGUGGCUGCCAGGCCUCGUGCUGCCCGCCCUGGGACGAGCCCGCCACGCAGGAGGUGCCCACCGGGCUGGAGCACUGCGGCACCGACAUGGAAUGUGCAGAUGUGCCUUUAUUAACGCCCAGCAGCAAAGAAAUGAUGUCCCAGGCACUGAAAGCCACCUUCAGCGGCUUUGCCAAGGAGCAGCAGCGGCUGGGAAUUCCCAAAGACCCCCAGCAGUGGACGGAGACGCACGUGCGGGACUGGGUGAUGUGGGCAGUGAACGAGUUCAGCCUCAAGGAAGUGGAUUUCCAGAAGUUCUGCAUGAAUGGAGCUGCCCUCUGUGCCCUGGGCAAGGAGUGCUUCCUGGAGCUGGCGCCUGACUUCGUGGGAGACAUCCUUUGGGAACAUCUGGAGAUCCUGCAGAAAGAGGAGGUGAAACCGUACCCAGCAAACGGAGUGAACACCACAUACCCCGAGUCCCGCUACACUUCAGACUACUUCAUUAGUUACGGCAUCGAGCACGCCCAGUGCGUGCCCCCCUCCGAGUUCUCCGAGCCCAGCUUCAUCACCGAGUCCUACCAGACCCUGCACCCCAUCAGCUCGGAGGAGCUGCUGUCCCUCAAGUACGAGAGCGACUUCCCGUCGGUGCUGCUGCGGGAGCCAGCGCAGGACUCGCUGCAGACAGACUACUUCUCCAUCAAGCAGGAGGUGGUGACGCCCGACAACAUGUGCAUGGGCCGUGCCAGCCGAGGUAAGCUGGGGGGCCAGGACUCCUUCGAGAGCAUAGAGAGCUACGACAGCUGUGACCGCCUGACGCAGUCCUGGAGCAGCCAGUCCUCCUUCCAGAGCCUGCAGCGCGUCCCCUCCUACGACAGCUUCGACUCCGAGGACUACCCUGCCACCCUGCCCAGCCACAAGCCCAAGGGCACCUUCAAGGACUAUGUGCGGGACCGGGCCGACAUGAACAAGGACAAGCCUGUCAUUCCUGCUGCUGCCUUGGCUGGAUACACAGGCAGUGGACCCAUCCAGCUGUGGCAAUUUCUGCUGGAACUGCUCACUGACAAGUCCUGUCAGUCCUUCAUCAGCUGGACAGGCGAUGGCUGGGAAUUCAAACUUUCAGACCCAGACGAGGUGGCCCGGCGAUGGGGCAAGAGGAAAAACAAGCCCAAGAUGAACUACGAGAAGCUGAGCCGCGGGCUGCGCUACUACUACGACAAGAACAUCAUCCACAAGACGGCUGGGAAGCGCUACGUGUACCGCUUCGUGUGCGACCUGCAGAGCCUGCUGGGCUACACCCCCGAGGAGCUGCACGCCAUGCUCGACGUCAAACCCGACGCCGACGAGUGACAGGGACACGGGGACGCCGCUGUCCUCCGGGGGAGCCACGGGACUUGUCUGGUGGUUCUUUUUUUAUUGAUUUUCGCUGUUCUUCUGCUUGUUUUUUUUUUUUCCCAAGGGCCACGCGGAUUCGAGGCUUUGAGGAUGUCGGGGGAGAAGGGGGAGGAAGAGGAAAGCUUUUGGGAAGGAUGGGCUGUUUGUUGAUUUCCUGAAAGCUCCAAGAUGGCUUUUCUGGGGGAAAAUUCUGAGUUUUAAGAAAGCCAGAAAAACAUAGCUCACUUAAAAAAACCAACAAUCCCCUCCCCACCCUUGGUUGUUUAGGAAAAAAUGCGAUCGAAUGGAUCCCUUUGGUUGCUCACACACAAACUGACAGGUCAGAAAUGACAAUAUUCCUGAGGAUUCGAGGAAUCUAAACUUUUUUCUUUUGGAAGACCAAAAUGGGUGAAUAUUCUUGCUUUGGGGAGGGGCAAUAUAGGAAAAAGUCAAGAACUGUUGUUCUUGUUCCAUCACCUUUCUGUCCAUUGUCUUCUUUUCUAUGAGAGAUAGAUUUUUUCCUAGUAAGAAUCAAGACUUCUUUAUUUUUUUUAAUUUUUUUUAAUUAAAUUUUGUGCCAGUAUUUUUGUUUUGUUUUGUUUUUUUGUUUUGUUUUUUUUUUUUUUUUCUAAAUAGUCUUAAGCUCUAAGAUGGUCUCAAUAUUGCAAUAUUGUGUGUGUUUGUUUCUGUUCUGCCAGCAGAGAGUUUUAUCCCAGGGAAGAAAAAGAGAAAAAAAGGAAUUAGUUUAUGUAGACCCCACUGGAGAAUUGGAAUGCUGGGACUGGGAUGGGAAGGAAAAUGAGCUCCAAAGUGGCUCCUGUUGAUGCUGGCUGGGGGUGCCACUCAUGUUUCCAGCCCCACACACUGUGCUGAUAAUGCUGGUUGAAACCCCUGCAUUUUUUUAAUGUUUGGGUGCACAAUUCUUCUCAAAAUGUCUUUUUCCAUUUUCCAAAUCACUUCUUUUGCUCAAGGAACAUUUUGGUGCUUACAGAAAAAAAAUGUUGGGAGGGGGAAAGGAGAGAAAUUCCCAUGUUUUCAAUGUGGUAAAUGGAAAAUAUGCAAGUUAAUUGAGGGGAAAAAUCAGGGAAAAGUUCAAAACCCAAAGGGAAAUGUUUUUUCCUUCCUAUUUCAAGCAGCUCUGUCUUUAUGGCCGUGUGUGGGCAGAGCAGAAAGGAAAUUGUCCCUGCAAAUGGGCUCUUUAUGGCGCUAGGGCUGCUGCUCCCACCAAUCCUGUCAGGGUGUGAGUGACACAGAGCCCCGCCGGUGUCACCAGGGAUGGCUGUGGGAUCAGUCCCGGGGCAGCUGCUCCCUCUGGCCUCCAAACCCUUCCUGCAGCUGGUUUGCUCUGGGAGGUCGCUUCUGCAGCUCCCAGGGCUCCCUGGGAUGCUCUGGGCAGGCUGAGGACAAGGUCCCACCGCCGUUGGGAGCACUCGGUGGGAGCUGGAGGGUCAGAGGUUGUUCCCAUAUCCCAUAUCCCAAAAUCCCAGUACAAUCCCAAAGCCAGAUCCCUGCACAUUUGGCUGUCCAAGGGAAUCUCUCACCCCCCUGGGUGUUUGUAUUUAAAGGCAGCAUUUUGUACUUUACCAAAAUCCCUUCUCUGUGUGUGCUUUGUCUGUGUCUUUGGGGCACAGAGCUGAUUCCAGAGGCACUGUGGGACAGCUCUGGGAAUCAGGGGGUCAGAGCCUUUCCAGGGGUGCUGCAGAGUGAUUCCUGCCUGAUCCCAGUGGAUCAGGUGGCAGGACAGGAAUCUGUGUAAAAUAGCCAGAAUAUUCAGGCACAACCCCCCCCACAGCUGGAGGGGAGCCCAAUCCCAAAGUGACGCCCAGAGGUGCUGGGCUCUCCUCCUUUCCUCUGGAGCUGGGGGGACCCAACACCUCUGUAUCCUAAAACUGGUCAUUUUAGGGAAAGUCAGCCCCAGAACUGCUGUGUCCCUAUAAAAGGUUGUGUUGGAGGGGAAAUGGGAAGGCCAGGAGGGAGCUCCUGCCAAGGGGGUGGAAGCAGAGGGGGGUCCAGGAAGGGAGGUUGUUACACUCGGGAGCUGCUGGUGGUCCGAAGGAAGGGGUGGGAUGGAUGGAAAGGAGGGAAGAGGGGAUGAGAGGAAGGUGAGGGGAACCCCAAAGGAGGAAAGGGACACUGCCCACUGAGAAGUGGAACUUGGGCUCCUCUCCUUGGGCAGGCAGGGAGGAGGAGGAUGGAGGCAGCCUGGCCAGGCUGGAGGGAGGAAAGGAAAACUGGGGUAUCAUGAAUGAGACCCCCACAGGUGAGGCUCUGGGACAGAUCCAGCCUGAGCCAAGGCUGGGCAGCUGGACAGGGAGCCAGGAGAGGUGUGAGGGCACAGAGUGCACAGGGAGGAGCUGGUCAAGAGCAUCCCAAGAGGUAGGGUUGGAUUUCCAGCAAUCAGAGGGGGUUUUUGGGAUGUUCAGGGUUGCUGCAAAGUGCCCCGAGCUUGCCCAUCGUGGUCACUUUAAUCCCCCUUCCACCCUUACAAAGGACUCCCAGACAUUCCAGCUCCUGCCCCUGGCAUGGGCCAUGUCCCAGGACAUCCCUCCUGCUUUGCUGAGAUGCUCCAACUGAAAAAGAUAAAAAAUGGGAUAAAAUUUCCCUAAAUAGGAGGAAUUGCAGGUUUGGCUACAACCCCAUCCCCUGCCAGGAUAAAUCCCUCAUCCCCUGUGCUUAUUCCAGGUUUCCAAGCUGAGCCUGAGUGUUCCGAGUGAUUUUGGGGAGUUGGUUAAAGGUUAGGAAGGGUGAGCCAUGGGAAGCAGCUCUGGAUUUUUGGAAGCAGCCUCUGGCUGGAGUUUCUUGAUCGUUUCUCCCGGCCCUUUGCCCUCCCACCUCACAGCCUGUGAACAGACACAUCAGCUCCACCAUUUCCUAUUUUCCUUUGCUUUUCUUCCCAUUCUAGAGGCCAUCCCAGAGAUGGGUGCUGUUUAUACACUGGAAAUGUGCAUAUUUCUCUUUAUUUCUUUUGCUUUGGUUCCUCUUUCCUUCUGCUUUUCAUUGCUGGCCUUUGGCGAGGGCUGUGCUGAACCAGAGGAGCUCAACCCAAACCCUCUGAGCUCCUUCAAGUCCAUGAAAAUUUGGUUAAUUCCCACCUGCUGGCCCAGAAGGAUGGAUUUGAGAGGGGUGAUGGAGAUCUGCCAGGGCUGGGACUCCCUCCUGUGCUGCUUCCUCCACACAGGAGAGAAUUUCCUCUGGCAGAUGCUGUUGGAAACGGGGUCAUUUUCUCUUGGUUUGUAAUGUCUCAGGUGCUUUGGGUGAGUUUUUGGGAUAUUUUCUGUGUCCUGCUCAUUUUCUGCUGUUUCCAUGUGGGUUGGUGUCCCCUUGGCCCCUCUGGCAGAGCCUGGGUCCUACUUGCAAAGAGCCUUGGGGGCCCUGACAGUUGAUAUUUGAGAACUCAAAAAUUAAGGGAAAACCCCAACAAUGCUAAAAACCACCCCAAUAAUGAUAAAACCCACACCAACAAUGACAAAAACCACAAGCACUUUCCCUUUCUGUCUCCAUGUGUGGGAUCACCAUAAUCCUUGGACACUGGGGGAGAAAUAACCAAACAGGGCAAAAAAUAAUGUAAAAUUUCACUUUCUCCUGUCUUCCCAAACCGACACCUCCUCCAAAAAGCAGUCCCAGAAAGCACCAGUAAAUCCAGAUGCUGCAGAAAACAUCUCCACCUUCUGAGUUUUGAUGUUUUGGAGGGGUUUUCUCUGAGGUUUUAAGAUUCAAUUGCUGGUUCCUUGUGAACAUUGGAAAUCUGGGAUGCCUUGGUGUGCUCUGCUCCUUGAUAGGGUCUGUGUAACACCCAGGAGCUGUUGUCUACAUUCCAAAGAGGUUUAAAUAAUGGAUAAAUCUAUGUAUACAUAUAUGUUAUAAUGGAAUAUCUCCAGGAAUUAACUGCCUCAGUAAAAAAAAAGAAAAAUAACAACAACAAAAAACCAAAAAAAGAGAAGUCUUUUUUUUUGUUUUAUUUUGGUUUUACACAUUUUUUUAAGCUGAUAAACUUAGAAGUAAAAAAAAGAGAGAUUGUUAUAUUGUGCUGUUCGACUAUUUUCCAACGUGUAUUUUCAUAUAAUUUAUAUUUUUAAAAGUGGGGAAAAAAAGUUUAAAAGUGAGAUUAAAAAAAAAAACAAAAACAAAAACAAGGAAAAAGCAGGUGCUUUUUUACAAAACCCUGAGCUGAGGUAGCUUAGAGAUGUAGCGAUGUGUGUGUGUGUCCAUGUGUUGUGUCUGGUUCUGUUUGUUUUUUUAAAAAGGAUUAAAAAAAAAAAAUCCCUCCUCCAUUGAAUUCCUAGAGGAGGGGAUUGGUUUUGUUUUAAUUGCUGAUGCUGGCACAUCAUUUUGCUGGAGAGUUUUUUAUAUACUGUAGCCUUAUUUCAUAUCGUAUUUUAAACCAUGUGAAAUUACAAGAAGAAUAAUUCUUAA